Messenger RNA from Anthostomella pinea, 1023 nucleotides. The record is from the annotation of a GenBank genome assembly. NCBI's taxonomy places the organism in Eukaryota, Fungi, Ascomycota, Sordariomycetes, Xylariales, Xylariaceae.
AUGAAGUCGUUCAUAGCCGCCCUUGCGCUUGUUGCGCCAGCCUACGCAGGUCUUCGCUUUGCGUGCUCACAGUUGACCAUCCAACGCCUCGACCCCAUCGUCAACCCUGGUCAAAACCCCUCUAGGCAUGUUCACCAGAUCGUUGGCGGCAAUGCUUUCAAUGUCACCAUGACGGGUGAUAUCGGAGCGGAAGCCACCUGCACCACGUGCGAGAUGUCUGAAGAUCUCUCCAACUACUGGACCCCUGUGCUGUACUUCAAGCACCCCACGAACGGCUCUUACCACCGUGUGCCGAUCAUCAAGAAUACCUCUCUCGCGAAUGGUACCAAGGGGGGAAUGACCAUCUACUACACCCCGCACGACUUGUGCAGGGAUGGCCUGGAACAGCAGCCCAUCACGGCCUUCCCAAAGGGAUUCCGUAUGACAGUCGGCAGCCCAACCACCAGCACAGAGGAGCAGGCCAAGGCCCACGCCGGCCUGCGCUUCCAAUGCCUGGUGAACACUCUCAACCGAGGCCCGGAGACGGCGGACUUCCCUACAGAGCCAUGCCCAGGUGGCAUCUUCGCUUCUCACCACUUCCCGGCAUGCUGGGACGGCAAGAACGUUGACAGUCCCGACCACCAGUCUCACAUGUACAACACCAUCGAGGAGGACGGCUUCGAGAACGCGCCCCCAUGCCCGGCCUCCCACCCCGUCCGCGUGCCCCAACUGACACUCGAGACCGUCUGGGACACGACCAAGUUCAACGACAUGUGGCCGAAAGGUGCUCCCAACCCCUUCAUGUGGUCCUUCAAUGGCACCAAGGGUUAUGGCACUCACGCCGAUUAUCUGUUCGGCUGGAAGGACGACUCGCUCCAGCGCGCCAUGAACCAGUCCGAGUGCUUCUACGACGGCUGCGGGAUCCUCGAGAAGCAGACUAUGGACGUUGCCAACCAGUGCACCGUCCCUGAGAUGGUCGGUGAGGAGACUGAUGGAUGGCUCACGGAGCUUCCAGGUCAGGGUGCCGACAUGCCAAUGAAGUAA